CUUUCAUUAAAUGUUUAAGAUAUUUAGAAUACCUUGUUUAUAGUUUGGAUAUUAUGAGAUUGAAAAGAAUUAGAUAGAAGUUUCCAUAAUCCUAGAAUUGCCAUUUUGAGGACUAAACAACGUAUCAUAGUAUAACUCUUCUGGCAGUUUGAGAGGCAUUAGUUUUUUUUAGCUAUAGAUUUGGUUAUCUGUUGAUAAUGUUGGACAAACCCUGUAGCUUAUCUCAGGUUUUCUUAUCUGUUAGGUGUGUUAGAAACAGUCAUAUUACCUGUAAAUCAUGUUUUUACCUUGUUUUUUCAGUUUCCAACUUUAUUAAUAAUGAAAUCUACCAAGCCUACUACUUUGGCUUUAGCUGUUGCUGUUAAUGAAACUCUCGAUGGCCUCUUUGGACGGCCAUCGAAAAAGGAGAGUAUGCGGAUUGCUCCAGGGUCUGGGUAUAAGCCCAGACCACAUUCUGAAGGUGACUUAUCGGAGCAGGACAUUCAAGAAAAAAUAAUAGAGGAUCUUGAUGAACUAGCUCUUAACAAAAAAUUGGAAGAAAUAUUGAAUGACAUGAACCUUUCUGAAGAAAAAAAAUCAGAAGUAAGAAAUCUUCCAAUUCGGAGUAAACAGGCAAUGCUAGUCAAUCAUUAUAAGGAUAGAAAUAAUUUGGACAAACCUGCGGAUUUCAUCAAUUAUUUACAUUUGAAUGACCUGAGUUUGAAUAAACUGUACACAUGUGUUGCAUCUCUCAAAGUGUCACUAACCAACAAUCCUGUUAGUUGGGUUCAGGAAUUUGGAAGUGCUGGCCUGAAAGCAGUUCUUCAUACUUUAAAUCGAUGUUAUUCAAAUAAUGAUCGAAACCAUGAUCGCAUUCAGUAUGAAUGUCUUAGGUGUAUUAAAGCAAUUAUGAACAAUACAGUUGGUUUAAAGGAAGUUUUCCAACAAAACGAAGCUCUGGUAAUGGUUGCGAGAUCACUUGAAGCAACUCGACCUCUCAUCAUGCUCGAAGCUGUAAAAAUUCUAGCAGCGGUAUGUCUGGUACCACCAGAUGGUCAUGGUAAAGUUCUUGAAGCAAUCACGAUCAAUGGAGAGCUAAAAGAAAUUGAGAGAUUUUCCCCAAUAGUUGCUGGCCUCCAAACUAAGAGCAAUGAUACUGUUCGAGUUGCAUGCUUACAGCUUAUAAAUGCAAUUAUUUCGACUCCGGAUGAAGUUGAUUUUAAAAUACAUCUACGUAACGAAAUGAUGAGAGUUGGUCUAUUUGAUUUGUUGGAUGUUUUAGAGAAAGAUGCUAGUGAGGAUUUGAAUUUGACUCUACAAUUAAAAGUUUUUAAUGACCAAAAAGAAGAUGAUUUUUAUGAAUUUUCUCAGCGUUUUGACAACUUAAGGCUUGAAUUUGAUGAUAUCAAUGAGUGUUUUGAAGUUCUUAAGAAUUUUGUCAUGGAUACACCAUCAGAACCCUAUUUUCUAUCAAUACUUCAACAUCUCCUAUUUAUAAGGGAUGAUAGUUUAAUUAGGCCUGCUUAUUAUAAGUUGAUAGAAGAAUGUGUUUCUCAAAUAGUUCUGAACAAAGCCGGAACUGAUCCUGAUUUUAGGGGCAGAAACUUUCAAAUAGAUGUUCAAAAUUUAUUAGAAAACUUAGCAGAAAAAUCAAAAAAUGAAGACGAAGAAAGAAUAAAGGGCCUCUUAAGACAGAUUGAAGAACUCUCCGCCAAACAGCAAGAAAAGGAAGCAGAGCUUGCUCUUGCUAAAAAAACUAUUCAGGAGUAUCAGACCAGUGGAGUAGUAAAGGUUAAUGGUAGCAGCGGAAAAGCACCACCUCCACCUCCAAUGCCUGGUUCUGGCAUUCCUCCCCCUCCACCUAUGGGCGGUGGUCCACCCCCUCCACCUAUGCCUGGCAACAUGGGUCCACCUCCUCCUCCACCACCACCUGGCUUUUCUGGACCACCACCUCCUCCCCCGCCUCCUGGAAUGGGACCUCCUAUGCCUCCUCCGUUGGGUAUGACACCUUUAGCAAAGCCACCUGAAGUCCUGCCUCAUGGGCUCAAGCCAAAGAAAAAGUGGAAUGUAGAAGGAAUUAAAAGAGCCAACUGGAAAACUAUAUUACCCCAAAAAUUAAGUGAAAAGUCAUUUUGGGUCAAAGUUCAAGAAGAACAGCUUGCUUCACCGGAUAUACUUGACGGUUUGGCUGUUAAAUUUUCAUCUAAGCCACCUCAAAAAAAGAAUGAAGAUGUUGUGGAUAGAUCUGGCACUUUAAAAAAAGUCAAAUUGCUCCGAGUCUUGGACAGCAAAGCCGCACAAAAUCUUUCCAUAUUAUUAGGUGGGUGCUUGAAGCACUUAACCUAUGCUGAUGUAAAACGAUAUAUUUUGAAUUGCGAUACUACUGUUUUGACUGAAAAUAUUCUUGAGAGUUUGAUUGCUUAUCUGCCUCCACCAGAACAGCUCAAGAGACUUACAGAGCUUAAAGUUGACUACAAUGAAUUAACUGAAGCUGAACAGUUCGCUUUGACCCUUGCAGAAAUUAAAAGGUUGCUUCCUAAGCUGAAAUCAAUGAAGUUCAGAAUACACCACCCAGAAAUGGUGCAGGAUAUCAAACCAGAUAUUGUUGCUGGUACAACUGCUUGUGAAGAAAUAAAGAAAAGUAAAAAAUUUGCUAAAAUAUUAGAAUUGAUAUUGUUAAUGGGUAAUUACAUGAACAGUGGAUCAAGAAAUGGACAGGCGUAUGCUUUUGAAAUGAAUUUCUUACCUAAGCUGUCGGCCACUAAAGAUUUGGAAAAUAAAAUGACACUUAUGCACUAUUUAGUCGAUACGAUUGAAAGGAAAUUUCCUGAGCUGUUGACAUUUGGAGAUGAAUUGAUGCACGUUGAUAGAGCAGCAAGAGUGUCAGUAGAUUCUAUCCAAAAAUCUCUGAGAAUAAUGGAGAAUAACCUCAAAAACCUGGAAACAGAUCUCGCAAACAACCGAGUACCCCAGAAUGAGGAUGAUAAGUUUGCUGAAAUCAUGGGUGAAUUUGCAAAACAAGCAAAAAAAGAAUGUGCUGUUUUAAACAGUAUGUUUAGCAAACUGGAGACUCUUUAUUCAGAUAUUGCCGAGUACUACUCCUUUGAAAAGCAGAAAUACACCUUAGAAGAAUUCUUUUCAGAUCUGAAAGGAUUCAUGGAUGGAUUUUAUCAAGCUCACAAGGAAAAUGUUAUGUCUCGCGAAGCUGAAGAAAAAGCUAGACGAGCUAAAGAAGCAAGAGAAAAAGCUGAAUUGGAAAAAGCAGAGAGAGCUGCUCGGAAAAGGGCGUUGGUGGAUAUGAGUGCAACUCAGACUCAGGAAGGUGUAAUGGACAGCCUCCUAGAAGCUCUCCAAACGGGAUCUGCAUUUUCCAGAGAUCAGAAGCGAAAAAGAGGUGGUCCACGUCCGGUUGGAGCUGAAAGGCGGGCUCAAUUAAACCGAAGUAGAUCAAGGACGGGUCUCGUCAGCAGGGAACUAGCAAGGUAUUCUUUCGAUUUCAUGAUUAUCAAUUAACUAUAUUUACAUUAAUUUAAAAUAAUGUUGAAUUAUUUUUCAGUGAAAUCAUUGGAUCAGCAUGAAUCAACGAAUCAAGUGUCAUAGAACAUGAUUUAUAUUAACAAUUGGCAUCCAAUUGUGUAUAUUAUAAGUUAACAGUAUAGAAUUUCUACUUAAUCUACUUUUAUUAUUUUUUAGAAUUUUCUUUUGCUAUAAUGACAUACAUUUUAACACGACUGUAAUUUUUGUAAAAAGAAAAAGUGAUGUCUAACCAUGGCAGUAGGGUUAUUUAAUAUUUAUUGUUAUUUGUAUUUAUUGUAAAUAAGAUGUUGAUAAAUAUACAUAGUAUUAAUUAUAUUUAUAUAUCAAAGAAAAAGAGUAUGAAAUAAAUAUUUAUUUAUUAUAAAUUCUGUUAAUAGCAAGAUGUUAUAUAUUUGUUUUAUAUAAUUAUACCAAUGUAAAUGUGAUGUUAAUUUUUGUAAUUGUAGAAAUUUAUAGUAAAUAUAAUUCAGGAAAGCUCUGUCUGCUAUGACAUGAUUGUACAUGUAUUUUUUAUUAAAUUUCUAAAUAUUAUUAAGUAUAAAAUUAAUAUGCUGGGCAUAUUUUAUAAUUAUUUAUUAACAAAAAAAAUGUUUCUUGGUGAGAAGGUAAUAAAAUAAUAAAUGACAACUACCUUUAUUGAUUAUAUGCAUUUAGGUAACUUAAAUGUUGAUUUAUGGUAUACUUAAACCAACCAAUUGGUUUCUUAAAUAUUCCACCAUAAAAUCUAUUAUUCUUUGUUCACUAUUUUUUGUUUGAUAUAUUAUUUUGUUAUUUUAAAGUAAUACCUCAAAAUUAAUAUUUCUAACAAGGAUAUAACAAAAAAAAAAAAAAAUAUUUUGAACACUGUAUGUCCUCAGGUCAAUAAAAAUUAUAUCUAUAUUAUAAUUAUACAUUCUGAUAUUAAAUAAAAUAUUACCUUGUAUUUUUAAAAUGCUCAUGCUCUCAAGCACAUAAUCAAAUUUUAAAUUGCUCAAAAUAUUAUAAAUGUUUUUAUGUGAAU
Molecule: messenger RNA, 4516 nt
Organism: Nezara viridula (southern green stink bug)
Lineage: Eukaryota; Metazoa; Arthropoda; Insecta; Hemiptera; Pentatomidae
Source: the annotation of a GenBank genome assembly